This is a messenger RNA of Cuscuta europaea, 1338 nucleotides long. The record is from the annotation of a GenBank genome assembly. Lineage: Eukaryota; Viridiplantae; Streptophyta; Magnoliopsida; Solanales; Convolvulaceae.
CGACACGCCUAGAUGAUCCUAGAGUAGUGUUUUAUACGGAGUAGUAGGAAAAUAUUCCGUAAAAGUUAGCUUUGACAUCAGGAAAUUAGCAAUUUUGCAUCCUACAUGUUUGGCGACGCAGCUGCUGCCUAGAUAUCAUCGUCUAUCUCCAAUUUUCCAUCAAUAAGAGACUCCCUCUGUGAUUGCAAUGGAGACGGAAACUAGUUUGGCCGCCCUACCGGUAGAUUGUCUUUCUAACAUCCUGUCCUUGACUACCCCCAAACAAGCUUGCAGCCUUUCCCUGGUAGCGUCCUUCUUCCGCUCUGCCGCAACUUCCGGCGCCGUCUGGGAGCGCUUCCUGCCACCCGAUCACCUUGAAAUCAUUUCCCAGUCUCCUAACACCGCCGGUUUUCUCACAUCUUUGUCUAAGAGGGAUCUCUACUUCCGUCUCUGUGACUUCCCUGUCCUUGUCGACGGUGAUACCAAGAGUUUUUCACUGGAGAAAAAAAGCGGGAAGAAAUGCUAUAUGAUAGCUGCCAGGGCCCUUAAUAUUGUGUGGAUGGACACACCUGGAUACUGGCAAUGGAUCUCUCUCCCACAGUCCAGGUUUCCUGAAGUAGCCGAGCUUCUGGACGUAUGCUGGCUUGAAAUAUGUGGCAAGAUAAACAUCACCCUUCUGUCUCCAAACACGAACUAUGCAGCAUACCUUGUCUUUGUAUUGCAACCAAGAAGCUACGGCUUUCAUCACAAGCUAGUUGAUGCUUCCAUUGACAUUAUUGGUGGAUAUUAUGGACAAGUCGAAAAGCAGACUGUUUAUUUGAGCACCCAAGUAGAGAGGGAAGCUCAUCCACUGGUAGCACCUAGGGAGUUUAUCCGCGUGCCCACUCAGAGAGUGAGACAGGAAAAUAUGAAUGCUGUUGCUGGGGAAGAGAAGGCUGCUAGAUUGCCAAAGAAGAGAAGUGAUGAAUGGAUGGAAGUUGAGCUGGGAGAGUUUUUUGUCACAGAUGGAGAGGACAGAGGUGAUAUUUGUGUGAGCCUGAGGGAGGUAAGAGGCCACUGGAAGAGGGGUUUGAUUAUUGAAGGGAUCGAGAUUCGGCCCAAGGAGGAGACAGAUAAAUAAAUAGGUGUGAUUACAUUCUUUUAAUUUAAGCUGUACAUGUUUUUAGUUUUUAUGAAAUGUUUUAUUUGAAAAACAUGUAUUAAAUAAAUACUCUUCCCGUCAAAUUCCUUGUUUCCCGUCAAUCAUGGCAUUAAGGGCCGAUCCGUCUUCGUGAUAUAUCUACACAAGUUGUGUGCAAAUAUUGUGCAAGUUGUGUGCAAAUAAUAUUUAUCUGUGGUAGUAUUUAAUGUUUCUCUAGC